This is a messenger RNA of Eucalyptus grandis, 796 nucleotides long. RefSeq lists its product as uncharacterized. The record is from RefSeq and is a predicted model, not a curated record. The coding region runs from base 26 to 607 and encodes 193 amino acids. NCBI's taxonomy places the organism in Eukaryota, Viridiplantae, Streptophyta, Magnoliopsida, Myrtales, Myrtaceae. The transcript has 4 exons.
GCAUUUUAGCCUUACAAAGUAGAUCAUGGAUCCGCUGAACUAUAUCAAAGAAAAAGACUCUUCGGAGCAGACCGAGCUUUUACGUGGAUCCGAGCCUUUGGAGAACCACUGCUUGGGUUCUGUUGAUCAUCAUCCCCUAGAUGAUGUUAACGCCUGCAUUGAAUAUGACCUCUUCAUGCGAAUCCUUGAGGAACACAACGAACCUGAACACGUCAAGGGAAGGUGUAAGAAGGGUUUUCCGGAAUAUGCUCGGCAGUGCAAGCCAAACAAUAUGAAGUAUGGAAUUGUUGUGGAUGGAGCCAUCGAGAAAAGGAAGAUCCUUCAGGAAGAUGCCACCGAAAGUGAAAACAAAUGGCCCAAAAGGAAAAGAUUCAAAAGGGGCACUUUGGAAUAUGCUCAAAGGCAAGAGUUCAACAAGAUUAAGAACAGAAUGGCUGCUGCUCGUUCUCUCGAUAAAGUUCAGAAUCACAUCCUCGAAUUGGAGCAAAAGGUCGUGAGGAUGCGCAGGGAAAAUGAUAAUCGCAGAAAGCUGUUGGCGCAUGGGCCAGGACCAAGUGAAGUUGGUGGCUUUAGACCCUUGAGGAGGACCUUUUCUGGACCACUUUGAUUCUGGACCUGCAUGAUUUCAGAUUAUCCAUUUUCUUCCCUGAACUCUUUGAUCAAUGUUGGAAGUUUAUGGUGAACAUUAAACUCAUAGUAGUUAUUUCCUAGGUAAUUUUCGCUGAGACGCAGACUUUAGUUAUAAUUCAAGUACUUUUGGAUUCGACUAAUGCUUGCAGCAAGUAAUAUGCAUUGU